UGACGUUAUUUGAUUUUUAUUAUUUAAAUAAUUAAAUAACUUUUCUAUUUUGUUUAAAAUUAAUUGACAAGUGGAAAAAUUACAUAAUAGUUUUUCUCUUCUCUGUUACUUGUGAUUUUUUAAUAAGACGCACCCAAAAGAUAUGGCAGACGUAAAAGAUGAAGACAUUGUGGCAAUAGGCCGAGUAUUAAAUGACGAAAACAGACCGUUAAAGGAAAGAUUUCGAGCUCUUUUUACCUUGAAAAAUAUUGGAGGAAAAUUAGCAAUCGACCAAAUAGAGAAGGGAUUUAAUGAUCCGUCUGCAUUAUUAAAGCACGAACUCGCCUAUUGUUUGGGACAAAUGCAAGACACUCAAGCACUGUCUGUACUUAUUAAAGUUUUAAAGGAUAAGACCCAAGAGCCAAUGGUUCGUCACGAAGCAGGCGAGGCACUGGGAGCAAUUGGUGACAGUAAAGUGAUUCCAAUACUUGAAGAAUACUCAAAAGAUCCACUCCCCGAGGUUGCUGAAACUUGCGAAUUGGCUUUAAGACGAUUGCAAUGGUUGGAUGAUCCUGCAUCGACAAAGGAAAAACUGUCGAAAAAUCCUUACGCUUCUGUUGAUCCCGCACCACCCUGCGAAAUGAAAAGUAUCGACGAAUUAAAAAUUAUUCUUUUGGAUGAAAAUGAAUCACUUUUUAAUAGAUAUCGUGCAAUGUUUGCAUUGAGAAAUAUUCGAACAGAUGAAAGUACAAUCGCCAUUGCUGAAGGUUUAAAGGCAGGAACCGCGCUAUUUCGUCAUGAGAUUGCAUUUGUUCUUGGGCAAUUGCAAGAAGAAGUUUCUGUUCCAUACCUAAAGGAAUCGCUUGUGGACGAAAAGGAAAAUGAAAUGGUUCGUCACGAGUGCGCCGAAGCUUUAGGUGCAAUUGCAACUGAAGAUUGUUUGGAAAUUUUGAACAAAUAUCUCGAAGAUGAAAAACGUGUUGUUCGCGAAAGUUGCAUUAUUGCUUUGGACAUGUGUGAAUAUGAAAACAGUUCCGAAUUUCAGUACGCUGACACUCUGUCAGAAAUUGUCUCGUAACAUUAUACAAAAAAGGCUUAG
This is a messenger RNA of Leptopilina heterotoma, 1078 nucleotides long. RefSeq names its product deoxyhypusine hydroxylase (gene nero). Gene Ontology annotation, molecular function: deoxyhypusine monooxygenase activity. Lineage: Eukaryota; Metazoa; Arthropoda; Insecta; Hymenoptera; Figitidae. Gene Ontology annotation, biological process: peptidyl-hypusine biosynthetic process. The coding region runs from base 143 to 1057 and encodes 304 amino acids. The transcript is spliced from 4 exons. The record is from RefSeq and is a predicted model, not a curated record.